Messenger RNA from Ictalurus punctatus (channel catfish), 5214 nucleotides. RefSeq names its product transcription initiation factor TFIID subunit 3. The transcript has 18 exons. Gene Ontology annotation, biological process: protein localization to plasma membrane; integrin-mediated signaling pathway; T cell receptor signaling pathway. The record is from RefSeq and is a predicted model, not a curated record. Gene Ontology annotation, molecular function: protein binding. Bases 269 to 3448 code for a protein of 1059 amino acids. Gene Ontology annotation, cellular component: plasma membrane. Lineage: Eukaryota; Metazoa; Chordata; Actinopteri; Siluriformes; Ictaluridae.
CAUACCCGGGCGGGACUCGUCUAACAAGACCAAGUGCUUUUUGGUGAUUUACGCAUGAAGGGUCCAUCCGCCUUCAUUCCAACAACACAGUCUCGUAGCUUAGGUCACAAACAUUACUUUGGAUUUGUUUUGCUCAUACGUAUAUUAUUUUUUGUCAGAUUGGAUUCAUUUGAAGUGGGUAAUUUGUUGGAUUAACCAUGAGAUGACAGAGUUCAUGCUGAGGAAAGUGCUGUUUCUUUGAAGAAGGAUUAAAUUGUUACCAAAAACCAUGGAACAGGAUGAAGAGAUGAAAGUUAAGACCCUGAGGGAAAGGUUCCAUAAUGAUGAAACUUCGAAGAUCCGAAUCAAACCUGCCAUCCCAGAUAAACCCAAAACUAUCCCCCCAAUAUCUCCCACUGCAAAAAUCAGCAACCCCCUAAUUGCUUCCAUCAACUCAGCUGUGGAGAACCGCAUGGCCCCUCGUGUGGUCUUUAAAGAUGACAAAAAGAACCACCAAUUUUCUCAACCGCAAACCUCAACAGUAAAGGCAAAGCCUGUUUUACUAAAUAAGAACCAGCAGAAGGAAGCAGAUCUUAUCAAACAAGCCCUGAAAGAUAAGAAAAUUCUGCGCAUGAGUCCUGUUACUUCAGUCUUAGAACAGACACCCAAACCUGAGUCUAUCCAACAAUCCCCAGUUUUGGAGACACCAGUUAAACUUUCUACAUCAUUGAAGAAGCCUAUUUUCAACAAGACAGACUAUGAUGCGACAGAGAAGACACACACCUCAGAAUGGGGUGUACCAGCUACCCCUGUCCUUGGUCAUUCAGAUUCUAGCAUUUCCACUCCUGCCAAGGCAGAGGUCACAGUUAAUAAGCCUGUGAUUUCCAAAGCUCUUGUUCCGCCCGUUAGAACAAACCCUACUUUCUCAGCUCCAGUUAUUUCUCCUCCUGCAGUUUCAGUCUCAAAACCUCCUGCCCUGACAGUUCCAGAACCUGUCUCCCAAAAUGGUCCUCAAAUGGUGAACCCAAGGCCAGAAAUUCCUAUUAGACUUAAUUCCAAUGUAAUAAGUCCAACAGCAGAUCUGUUUCCACAUGGUUUACCAGAGGAGGCAACAUCCAGUCCAGAAAUCAAUGAUAUUCUUGAAAUGGAUAUUCCACCUCCAAUUAUUCCUGAGGACUUUUUUGAUGGUGGCACUCCUGUUCUAAAUAUGUCUGCCAACGUUACUCCUGAGCAUUCAUUCCCUGAGGCUUCUCUUUCUAUUACUCCAGUUUCCAGUAGCUCAGCUCUACCUCGUACAGCCUCCCCUAUUCCAGCAAUAAAACCCCCAGAUUCAGAUUCUGCUUUUAUAUUCAGUCCUUUGCCAGCAGUUUUAGCUCCAUCAACAAAUGUGGAAUCCAUGGCAGAAAAGAGGGUGACUGAAUCCCACAAGGCAACUGAACAUACAGAGAAGCCCUUGGAAGUUCCAUUGUCCAGCUCACCCAAGACCCCUUUAGUGGUCUCUGCUCUAGCGAGAGCUGAAGAGAUGGCGCCGGUUAAGCAUACCUCUUGUGAUAAACGACUGUUUACCCUUCUAGAAAAGGCUAAACAAAAGUCUACAAAAGGCGAUCAGUUAUCCACACCUGAAAUUCUGCCUUUGGUUGAGACAGAUCUGCCCAGCAAUGCUCCACUUGAGUCUGCACUACCAGAGACAGCCCAUGCUGAACCAUUCUCACAUAUGGAUGCCCCAAAUACCCCUGAAAUGUUUGGGAAUAUUCUUGAUAUCCCCCCUGUUGACUAUGAGGGCAAGGCAGAAGGAGCAGCACUGAGAGAGUAUAACACCCAACCUUAUGAAACAGCUCUUAAUGACCAAGAACCCAGGAAAAGUUCACCUGCUCCGAAGGUGGUGGUUGUGCAAAAACCUGUUGUGCCUCCUCCACCUCCCCCAAGAAAGCCCCAGCCGACAUUGUUUAAUGGUGGCCUCACACCAGAGAAACCACCUCAGUCUCCAAGCACAGAUAUGCAGUCCACCAUUCUGCCAAGUUGGCCCCUGAAGGACAAUGGAAUCAUUAUCCCAGCUCCUGCAGAUUUUACCUCAGAGUAUUCAAAAUAUGAAGAUUCAGAAAUUUGUGAUCCAUCUGAAAUGAUCGGGUCACAUGCAGAAGCUCCAGAUUAUGGAAAUCCUGGACCAUUAGUUCACGAGGAAACAUUUUUGGAACAUUUAAAUCUCAAACAUCAGACCCCAAAUAUGGAGACUACAGAUGUUGGGCUUCCCAGAACAGUGACGAUUGAACCUUCAGAUUCAGUACCAGACUCUCCUUUCAAUCCAACUCUCCCAUCCCCAUCCGGAAAACAAAUAAACUACAGUAGCACAGAUUUGGAAGACCUGGCAACCAGCAAGAAAAGUAAAGCAACAAAGAAACAACGCAAAGGAUCUCCUAUGAAUCCAUAUGCUGAUGCAUCUGUUGCGGAGAUCCCCAAGAAAACACUAUUUUCCAAAAAGAACUCGGUAUCAGAUGAAAAGGAGCUGAAGUCGAAAGAAAAACAAAAGCAGAAGGACAAAGAGAAAGAAAAGGAAAAAGAAAAGAAGGACCAGAAGGAGAAGGAAAAAGACAAAGAGCAGAAGGAGAAGGAAAAAGAAAAGGAGCUGAAGGAAAAGGAAAAAGAAAAGAAUGAACAGAAGGAUAAGAAAAAAGAGCAAAAAGAGAAGGAAAGAAACAAGAAAGAGCUCAAAGAGAAAGAAAGAGAAAAAAAGGAACAGAAAGAGAAAGAAAAGAAAGUAAAUGAAAUUAAGAAAAAAUUCAAGAUCACAGCAGAGGAGGAGGCCUUGUACCAAACUAAAGUGAAAGAAACCACUAAGGGCCGUAAAGAUGAUCUGGCAAUAAAAGCUGGAGAGAUCGUCAGCAUUAUUCGCACCACAGACUGCCCUAAAGGAAAAUGGCUGGCCAGGGACAGUACAAACAAAUAUGGCUAUAUCCCAGUGGAGAGUGUGGAGUUGAAUAUUCAGGAGAUGAUGGUGCUGGGGAAUAAAUCUAAGGCUACUAACAGGACCAGCGUUAAUGGGUUCAUAGACCCAGAGGCCCCCAGUACAGACAUCAUAUCCUCACAUCAUUAUAGCCUGAACCACGAGAGCUUCGAAGAUGACAGUGAGGAGUGGAUUGACGAUGAUGACACAGUUUUCCCAACAGCUGAUGCCACCGAUCUAGACGUGAACCGGUGGGCGGCUUCUCCGGACAUUGGUCCCGAGCCAGUUCCAGCUCUACCAACACAUACUGAUAGCAGCAAUACGUUUCAUACAGGACAAGAAGCGGUUCAUAAACUGACGACCUUCUUUGCGCAGCCUCAAGUGCCCUCACUGCAGAACAAUACACCAAUCAAAGAACCAGAGCCGCUUGCCAUCAGUGCUGAGGGACCAGUCAGUUUACUCAAAGAGGAAACAGAUCUGCAGAUCCUUCCACCUCCAGAUUUGUAUGCUGACAUCGUCAUGGGGUGAACAGAACGCAUUUAUUCCAUCUGACAUGCGAUGGACAUUUUGAAAAACUGCAACGUAUGCUUAGGUCUGUCUGAUGGUGCACUGAAAGAAAGAACUCGACUGCAACUCUUCCCCCGGCUGAUGUGAAAGAAUGCUGUCAGACAUGUAUAAAAAUGAGGCGUGGGUAUGCACGUGGUAUACACAUGGUUGAAGGUGGGGUUCAUUUACCUCCCAUUUUACCUAAGAAGGACUUUGAAUGGAGGAAUAUACAGUAACUAGUUCGCUGUCCAACGUUAUUACUUUCCUUCUGGAACCUGGGUGUUUUUAGUUCCACCAUGCUAUUCUGAGUAAUCUGAUUAAAGAUUGCUUUUAGAUGACGUUGGCUGUGAAACUGCUAUGUAAUACAAAGAGCUUGUAAGACACAAAGCUAAACUGGAAAACAGUUAAAAACACCAAGGCAAUCAAUCAUUUGGUUGAAUUUCCACUAAAACUAAAUGAUAUUUCUUGUUUCUUGUUAAAGAUUUUUAAGAUCAUGUUGUGUACUUGUAUAGUUAGUUAUUCUCAUGUAAACAUGAGCCUCAGUUUAUAUUAAAGUAUUCUCAGCACACAGUCUUUACAAAACCCAAUCACACUUGACAGGGUCAUUCCAUCUCAAGUGGUCCAAUACAGGGUAGCUUGACCAUUUUUAAUUUUCCUAAACUUUUUGAGUGAUUACCUCUAGUGAUUUGGCAUCGCAAAACACCAAGAAACACCAGGUUUUUGUUUUGUUAUGUUAUUUUACUUGGUUUAACUAUCUUUGUGUUAUGGCACACAACAAAUUUUGGUUAUACAAUUGUUUACAGAAACCUCAAUAUCUCGGCUCAGGAUGGCCCUGAGUUAAGCUCCAAGUGGGAAAGAAAUGGUGGUUUUGUAAUGCCAAUACAUAGAGGUAAUCACACAACAAGAAAAUUUAGAAAAAUUAAAAAUGGUCAAGCAACCAACUUUACAGUUAUUGGACCACUUGAGAUGAACUGACCCGACAGAACGAUGGAUUGAUUCCUGUUGUGCUUUGAUAGUAUUAUAUCCAUGUACAGUUAUAUUAUUAAAUGUGUGUGGUGUAUGUCUCACCUGCUUUAGACUGUCUAAGUGUUUGGAUAAUGGUUACUUGUUAAAAAAAAUGUAAAACAGUUUAUAUUACACAUAGAGGUAUAGUUUUGCUUCUUUGAGAACGACUGGACUUGGCACCCAGAUAUUGAUAAAAACACUAAAAUGCAUGUAAAGCCAUUUUGAUAAUCUUUCCUAGCAUAUCUUAACCAUAUUUAUUUGUACUGCUAAAAUGAAAUUAUUUAGAUUUCCCAAUAACCACAAGACAAUACUGUCAUUUAUAUGCUCAAUACACAUUCUGUUUACUUUUUUUGUACAAUAAAUAAUAAAGUGCAAAUGAGAACAACAUGCAGUGCAUAAUCUGUGGAAAAAAAAAAACGUGCAAACUCGCACGUCGACAGUGAAACGCACACAUAACACUGACUUCGCUUUUCCACACCAGGUAUGUUAUGUACACACGCUUAUACAAGGCCCGACUGAGAAGCAAAAACACACUUUGGUUGCGAUUACUGAUUUGGACGGUUGCCAUGCAGAGAAUAUUACUCGUGUCCGUUUGGAGUGUUUACUGCACAUUGUGUUGGAAUUGAGAAAUAAUGACAAAACUUGUUUGCGUCUUGGAAAAUGAUCUGUUAAACAAAACUGGUUCAACUCUGUCAUUACGAAUCGAUUUUCAGUGUGUAAUGGUGCAUAUUCAGCAGUACAGG